AUGUCUAUCACGUCCAUUACCUGGAAUGGACGGGGAAUGGCUAAUAGGGCCACUCUCGCUCACCUUCGCUCUCUCAUUCGUGAUCAUAGAUUGGAUUUUCUCGGCUUUAUUGAGCCGAUGAUUCGCACCCCUGACUUUGACUAUUUCUCACGUCGUCUUGGUUUCCAUUCGGGCGUGGGUAACAUUUCUCAUAAGAUCUUCUUCUUCCACUCGCGUGACUACACUUGUCGGGUCCUCCGGGACACCGAUCAGGUGCUUCAUGUCGAGCUUUCUGCUGCCCAUCUCCCUGAGCCCAUAUUUCACACUUUGGUUUACGCCAAGUGUAAUAGAGUCGGGAGACACGAUCUGUGGGACACCCUGCGUGAGAUUGCUGAGAGUGUGGAGGGAUUGCCAUGGAUGGUUAGUGGCGAUUUCAACAUCUAUCUGCACCCCGAUGAGCGUGUGGGUGGCCGCACGGACCGGUCCCGGGAGAUGUGUGACUUUGCUCAGACUGUGGCGGACUGUGAGUUGAUAGAUGCUGGAUAUGAGGGGGAGCCCUUCACGUGGGUUAGGGACGACCUCAAAGAGAGGCUCGACCGUGCUUUGGUCUCUGAAGCGUGGUCGAAGGUGUUUGCGGUCACGACCGUCACGCAUCUCACUCGAUUUGGGUCUGACCAUUCACCACUCCUUAUUAGGUGUCGCUUCUCGAGCACUCCCCGCCGCACUUACUUUAGGUUCCAGAACAUGUGGGUUCGCCACCACUCUUUCCAUGACAUUGUCAGGGAUUCCUGGCUUCAACCAACUGGGCUCUUCGGGAUGCGCAUUCUCGAAGCUAAGCUUGGCAGAUUACGGCGUAGGUUGAGACAGUGGAACUGGGAUGUUUUUGGAAACCUCCAUCAGCGCCUUUCUGCGGCUCAGAGUGCGCACGUGGAGGCUGAGCGGGCCUAUGACCUGGAUCCCACUCGGGAGAAUAGGACUGCGAUGCACCGCUGCCACGCCGAGUACCAGCUCCGACUCCUUAUGGAGGAGGAUUUCUGGAAGCAGAAGGCGGCCGUUCGCUGGGUGGCAGAGGGCGAGCGGAACACUAGGUUCUUCCAGGGCUUCGUUAGACAGAAGCGUGCUAAGUCGUACAUCUAUAGUAUUGAGGCAGAUGGGUCAUCCCUGACCCAGGAGUCUCAGAUUCGGGAGUCGGCUGUUGCUCACUUCCAGACCCUCUUCACCUCUGACAGAUGGUCCCUCAUUGCCCUGACCGUCUCUCUCUUCCCUACCAUCCCUCCUUCGGUCGACCUUGUUGACCUCUGUGAGCUUCCGAGCAGGGAGGAGGUUAGGGAUGCUGUUUUUGGGAUUGAUCCCAACAGCGUUUCUGGUCCCGAUGGGUUCUCUUCCCUCUUCUAUCAGGUCUGCUGGGAUAUAGUUGAGCCUGAUGUUGAGGAGGCGGUAUUGGAUUUCUUCACCGGUCACUGGAUGCCGGAUUCUUUCACGGCUACCUCUGUCGUCUUGACUCCCAAAAGACCCAAUCCGAGCUCUUGGUCCGACUACAGGCCCAUCAGCCUGUGA
Molecule: messenger RNA, 1536 nt
Organism: Striga asiatica
Lineage: Eukaryota; Viridiplantae; Streptophyta; Magnoliopsida; Lamiales; Orobanchaceae
Source: the annotation of a GenBank genome assembly